CAUUUACUUCCUCGACAAGGAACUUUAACCAGCACAACUGAUCAGCUCCGGGCUCUCUUGGAGAGGGUUGAAAGAAGAAAGAAAGAUGCAUUCAGCACUGAGUUUAUCUUUCAUGCUAAUUGCCAUUUCCUCCAAUUUUGCAAUGGCAAUCAAAAAGGAAAAAAGAGUUCCCCAGACACUCUCUAGAGGUUGGGGAGAUGAUAUUACCUGGGUACAAACCUAUGAAGAAGGGCUCUAUCAAGCAAAACAAAGUAAUAAGCCACUGAUGGUCAUUCAUCAUUUGGAAGAUUGUCAGUAUUGUCAAGCACUGAAGAAGGUGUUUGCAGAAAAUCAAGAAAUACAAGAAAUGUGCCAGAAUAAUUUUAUCAUGCUCAAUCUUAUGCAUGAAACAACAGACAAGAACAUGUCACCUGAUGGACAAUAUGUGCCUCGAAUCAUGUUUGUAGAUCCUUCUCUCACAGUAAGGGCUGAUAUCACUGGAAGAUACUCUAAUCGACUCUAUACUUACGAGCCUCAAGAUCUGCCAGUCUUAAUAGAGAAUAUGAAGAAAGCAUUACGUCUUGUUCAAACUGAACUAUAAAUGGCAGCUGUGAGGUCAUCACUUCCCAGGGAAGCAAUGUGAAUCAAGAAGGAUCUUCUGCCAAAGGUGUCCAACCCACCCAGUUCUCUUCUUCCUCUCUGGAAUUUUAUUCUCAACCUGCCAUUAUCUCAGACUAGGCCUAUCUUGCCUGUUCUGGGGGUGGUAGUCACAGAUGCAAAACCCUCAGCUAGUGAGAAGGAAGGCCUACUUUUACCUCAGGAUCCUUCCUUUCCUGGAACAUCAAUCACAAUCAAUCAUACCUUCCUCCACCAGAAGUCUCACUCCACAGGAUGUAAACCUUACUCUAAGGACAUGUUAACAGAGAGCACUUCCAGACAUACAAAAGUUUAUUCGUACAUUAUUUGGUUGUUACCCCUCACAUUCUCCUGCAUUUAUGCUGUCAAUUUUUUACCUGCAGAAAGUACAAUAAGAAAAGUGACAGAAAAUUAACCUGGAAAAUGCAGGAUAACAACUACUAGGGAUGAGUAAGAAUUAGAUUCAGUUCACAUUUAAAGGCAAACCUCCUAAUUUGGACUUUCUGAAACAAUACAUUAACACAGCCAUCCUAUGACAUUCUUACUUCUCUGAAGUUUGCAGUGCAGUUCUCCAGCCAAGUAAUGUGUACAAAAAUGUAUAUACUAGGGGAAAGCGUGCAUAUAAAUGCAUAUAUUUGCGCAUAUAUUAGUGAAAAUAAUACACAAAUACGCAUUAUAUUAUGGAAAUUGCCUUUCAAAAAUAUGUAUAUUGGUGAAAAUGCAUAGAAAUGUGUAUAUUAGGGGAAAUGCAUCACACUAAAAUAGUAAUGAAUUUUCAUGAGGACUUUUUAUUUUAAAAAAUCACAAACGGAUGCAGAAAUGUAGAGAACUGAAUUUAAGAUUGGAAAAAUGAGAAACUGAGAGAAACCAAACUUGACAGAUUAGCCAUCCCUAACAACCACUAGCUGGCAAUGUCAUAUAAUAUCCAUGCAAACAUAGGUUGAAUUCUCAAUAAACAGACAAUGCUGUAGAACUGUGCAAGUUUUAUGCAAGCAUAUCAACAUGAAUGUUUAAUAAUGCAUGGUUAUAUGGCAUUACCUGUCUGGAAGCUCCCAUAGUUUUCAAUAUAGGGCAUAAGAUGCUCUAUUUUAGCACAUCCCAGCCCAACAGGGCACACAGAUAUGUAUCAGUCCAUGCUAGAUUAAAAGAAACCAUUGCAAACCAUUGCAGGCUCUGCAAUCUGCAUAGCUAGAACCUUCCUCAAGCACAGGUAUGUUGGAGAGGAAAAGGGGUUUUCCCACUUUUCCCCUACUUUUUCCAGGAAUGCUUCUUAUGUUUCUGGUUACACAGAAGAAAUCUGCUGCCACAUUUUCUAAUUCACAGGUUGCUUAUGAUUUUUAUUGCAGCAUCCUCACUUCAUUCCGUGGAGGCCCAAACAGAAUAGUAAACUACUCUUUAGGACUAUUGAGGGCAUGUGUGUACUUUAAUUUAGUUAAUUACCAGUCUAAUAAUGCUGGGUAGAAGUGAGCUUCUGUGCAGCGCUCUCUUGAGGAUGUAGCUGCAGUCUUUAUUUGCUAGAAUGCUGUGCAUAAACAAGCAAAAGAUCAAUUUCUUACAAUGCAGUCCUAGGCAAGUUUAUUCAGAAGGCAUUUCCACUGAAUUUAAUAGGACUGAAUUCUUAGUAAGUAGCUUAA
Messenger RNA from Rhineura floridana, 2249 nucleotides. It is a transcript of the gene AGR3, whose product is annotated as anterior gradient 3, protein disulphide isomerase family member. The transcript has 8 exons. NCBI's taxonomy places the organism in Eukaryota, Metazoa, Chordata, Lepidosauria, Squamata, Rhineuridae. Gene Ontology annotation, molecular function: dystroglycan binding. The record is from RefSeq and is a predicted model, not a curated record. Bases 86 to 580 code for a protein of 164 amino acids. Gene Ontology annotation, cellular component: endoplasmic reticulum.